Purpureocillium lilacinum is the source of this 1443-nucleotide messenger RNA. Its product is annotated as cystathionine beta-lyase. Gene Ontology annotation, molecular function: pyridoxal phosphate binding. NCBI's taxonomy places the organism in Eukaryota, Fungi, Ascomycota, Sordariomycetes, Hypocreales, Ophiocordycipitaceae. The record is from RefSeq and is a predicted model, not a curated record. Gene Ontology annotation, biological process: transsulfuration; 'de novo' L-methionine biosynthetic process. Gene Ontology annotation, cellular component: cytoplasm.
AUGGUGUCGCCGCCUCUCCCCCCCGGCAGCAACAGCGCCGCCGCCGCCGCCGCCACGACGUCGGCGUCAUCCGCUUCUCCUUCGCCAUCUUCCUCCUCCGCUGCCUCCGCUUCCGCCGGCAAAAUGGGCGGCACGAGCGCCAACCCCUUGAAGCGAGUCGAUCUCGAUGGCCACGACCUCCCCCCUUCUCCCGCGCCUUCUAGCCCUCGCAACGGUCGCCGGCGCUACGCUCUCGCGACCGAACUGGUUUACACCGAGGGCAAGGACCAAUACGGCGCCUCCAGCAUCCCCAUCUACCAGUCUGCCACGUUCAAGCAGACUUCGGCCAACGGCGGCCAGCAAGAGUUCGAUUACACGCGGUCUGGCAAUCCCACUCGUACUCAUCUCGAGAGGCAUCUCGCCAAAAUCAUGAACGCCAACCGCGCUUUGGCCGUCAGCUCCGGCAUGGGUGCCCUCGAUGUCAUCACCCGCCUCCUUCGACCAGGCGAUGAAGUAAUCACGGGCGACGACCUAUACGGCGGCACCCAUCGCCUGCUCACGUACAUGGCGACCAACCAAGGUAUCAUCGUCCACCAUGUCGACACGACCAAUCCCGAGUCUGUUGCCAGCCGCAUCUCGGAGAAGACGGCCAUGGUUCUGCUUGAGACACCGACCAACCCCCUCAUCAAGAUUGUCGAUUUGUCGUCUAUCGCCCGCAUGGCCCACGAUGCCAACUCCAAGGCAUUGGUUGUCGUCGACAAUACCAUGCUGUCCCCCAUGCUGUGCAACCCUCUGGAUCUCGGCGCAGACAUUGUAUACGAGUCCGGCACCAAGUAUCUCUCGGGCCACCAUGACAUCAUGGCCGGCGUCAUUGCCUGCAAUGACGCUUCCGUCGGCGACAAGCUAUUCUUCACCAUCAAUUCCACUGGCUGCGGGCUCUCCCCCAACGACUCGUUCCUCCUCAUGAGGGGCGUCAAGACCCUUGCCAUUCGCAUGGAGAAGCAGCAGGCCAACGCCCAGGCUAUUGCUGAGUUUCUUGAGUCUCGUGGCUUCCGCGUCCGGUAUCCCGGCCUCAAGUCUCACCCUCAGUACGAUUUGCACUGGUCCAUCGCUCGAGGAGCGGGCGCGGUGCUUUCCUUUGAGACCGGAGAUGCGACGGUAUCGCAGCGAAUCGUGGAAGCAGCUCGGCUGUGGGCAAUCAGCGUUAGCUUCGGAUGUGUUAACAGCCUUAUCAGCAUGCCUUGCCAGAUGAGUCACGCGAGCAUAGACGCCAAGACGAGAAGGGAGCGCCAGAUGCCUGAGGACAUUAUAAGGCUCUGUGUCGGAAUCGAGGAUGCAAAUGACUUGAUCGAAGAUCUUUCUCGCGCGCUAGUGCAAGCGGGCGCUGUGACAGUCACGCUCGACGGAUUCCAUGCCACCGGCGCCGCCGAAGAGUUGGGUAAGACACCUUUAACGGUGGAUUAA